AUGGAGGAUGGACCAGCCGGUCAUGGAGAGCCUCUUCGACGGGGCUCGGCAGAUGUGAGGGCAGAUGCUGCGCUGGAGAAAAUGGGCUACAAGGGGGAGCUGCCGCGACAUCUGGGCAUGAUGAGUGUGUUGGGACUGUCCUUUGCUAUCAUGGCCGCUCCUUUCGGUCUAAGUACAACACUCUAUGUCACCCUGACAGAUGGACUCAGCGUAACAAUCCUCUGGGGCUGGGUGCUGGUGACGCUUAUCUCCAUCGCCAUCGCGGCGUCUCUGGCCGAAAUUUGCUCAGUUUAUCCUACAGCCGGCGGAGUAUACUAUUGGAGCGCAAUGUUGUCUACAAAAGAAUGGGCGCCGUUGAUGUCAUUUAUCGAUGGUUGGCUGACCCUGGUGGGCAACUGGACUGUCACGCUAAGCAUCAAUUUUUCAGGAGGCCAGUUGAUUCUCAGCGCAAUUUGGCUGUGGGAGAGAGGAUUUUGUUCCCAAUCAAUGGCAGACGAUCUUGAUGUUCUGGGCUGUGAUGCUGGUUUGCGCUUUGCAAGUGUUCUGAUCAUUAUGGUUACUUUAUUGUCCCUGGCGAAACAAAGGAACCAUGCCAGUUUCGUGUUUGGACACUUUGACGCUUCGACGAGUGGCUGGCCGAGCGGCUGGGCAUUCUUCGUCGGCUUACUCCAAGCUGCAUACACCCUGACCGGCUAUGGGAUGGUAGCCGCAAUGUGCGAGGAGACCCAAAACCCGCACCGCGAAGUACCUAAAGCCAUCGUGCUAUCUGUUGUAGCAGCUGGUAUCACCGGCCUAUCAUACAUACUCCCAGUCCUCUUUGUGCUCCCACCCGUCGAACUGCUGCGAGCAGUAGCCAACGGCCAACCAAUCGGCCUCCUCUUCAAGACCGUGACCGGCUCCGCUGCCGGUGGGUUUGGCCUGCUCUUCCUCAUCCUGGGCAUCCAACUCUUUGCCGGAAUUGGCGCCCUAACUGCCGCGAGCCGCUGCACGUACGCAUUUGCGCGCGAUGGCGCCAUACCUGGCUCCAGACUGUGGCGCAGAGUUAGUAGGCGUUUCGACGUGCCGCUCUGGGGUCUGAUAUUGUCUACCCUUGUCGAUUGCCUGCUGGGCCUGAUAUAUUUUGGCUCCAGCGCGGCAUUUAACUCUUUCACGGGUGUCGCAACCAUUUGUCUCUCGGCCUCAUAUGGCGUGCCGAUUCUCGUCUCCGUCGUCCGCGGGCGGCGGAAUGUGAGAAACGCGCCCUUUUCGUUGGGGAAGUUCGGCUACACUAUCAAUAUGAUAGCGGUAUCGUGGAUUACGCUGGCCAUUGCGCUGUUUUGCAUGCCAAUCUCCUUGCCUGUGACGCCGUCGACGAUGAAUUAUGCGAGCGUGGUGUUUGCUGGGUUUGGGACGAUCAGUGUUGUUUGGUAUUUUGUACGGGCGCGCAAGGCAUUUACGGGCCCGCCUAUUAUAUUGGAGGAUGAGGACGCGAGGAAGAGCGCGGAUAUAGUUGUGGGGAGGUUUUCCUCGCAUAUUGAGGAGGGAUCUGGGUCUGAAGGGAGGGACCAGCCGUUUCUGAAGACAGAAACAAUGAAUUGA
Histoplasma mississippiense is the source of this 1578-nucleotide messenger RNA. RefSeq lists its product as hypothetical. Gene Ontology annotation, cellular component: membrane. The transcript has 4 exons. Gene Ontology annotation, biological process: transmembrane transport. The record is from RefSeq and is a predicted model, not a curated record. NCBI's taxonomy places the organism in Eukaryota, Fungi, Ascomycota, Eurotiomycetes, Onygenales, Ajellomycetaceae. The coding region runs from base 1 to 1578 and encodes 525 amino acids. Gene Ontology annotation, molecular function: transmembrane transporter activity.